Molecule: messenger RNA, 2538 nt
Organism: Seminavis robusta
Lineage: Eukaryota; Bacillariophyta; Bacillariophyceae; Naviculales; Naviculaceae
Source: the annotation of a GenBank genome assembly
AUGAUCAUGCAACCCAAUCAGAUUUUAAUUCUCGGAGGAGGCGUUGCUGGACUCUCGUCUGCCAUUGCUCUUGGUCGCCGUUUCCCCUCUGCAAAGCUCACGAUCAUUGACAAAGCUUUGACUUCCCAACGCGACCCGGGCUUUGGUAUGUUGCUGAUGAUCAACGGGGUGAAGGCUCUUCAGGAUCUUGGAGCCUCUGAAAUCCUUCAAGACUUUCAGCCCAUCAAAAGGAGCCUUAUCAAGGCCAAAAACGGAGAGGUGGUCUUUGAUGAAACGUUCGGGGAAGGGCAGAUCUACUGUUGCUCUCGCGAAAAGCUUAUUGCUGGGUUGGAAGCAGCAUUCCAGCGGAACGUACCAACGUUUGAGCAGCUCCACAAGAGGUGCGUUGCGGUUGAUGUCUCGGCGACGGGUUUCGUGACGAAAAUCACAAUGUCCGACAAAACCGAUCUCUGCGUCGGCCCAGAAGAUCUUAUCGUUGCCGCCGACGGUGUGCACUCGGUGCUCUGCUCCACUCUCAACUCUGGCAUGGAUCGCCCAGUCAGUACAGUCAACGAGCUUGUGUCUUCCAUAUAUGCUCCUGAGCUCGCCGAGCAAAUCGGUAACACCUUCCACAAGACCGUAAUGUGUGCAGAAGGUCUUGGAUUUGGUCUGGUGGCCCCGACUGCCACUCACGUCAUUGGUUUCAUUCAGUUCGAUACCUCCAAGCACACCAUCCCAAAGUCCACUGAAGAACGACGAGCUUUGUACAACUUGGCAGUCUCCAAGAUUGAUGCUUGCAACCCGCACAAGGAGUUUUUUGCCAAGUAUGCUUCCAUAGUCGAUGUCGUGGGAGCCUCGCACAUUUGGAAGCCAAUUAACUGCGAGUUGCCCUCCAAGCUACAUGUUAAGAAUGCAGUGUUGGUUGGAGACGCUGCUCACCCAUUGUUACCCUUCACCAGUCAGGGAGUUGCGGCUGCCCUCGAGGAUGCACUGGCAUUGGCUGACGCUUUGGCACCCGAGGCGACUAUCGAGUCUUCCCUCAUCAAUUUUGAACGAGUACGUCGUCCAAUUGUAAACGAGUAUCUACAAGGAGGGAAAAGAAUCCUCAAGGACUUUCUCCAACCCGACGGAUCAAUUACAUUGCAACCAUACUGUGAAGGUAGAAGGCAAGAGGCCAAGGCUCCAGAGACAACCACAUUGUUCACCAAUGAUCAAGUGGACUUCAAACAGCUGUCCAAGAAGGCAUACAACUACCGAUGGGCAACUCUUGGAGAGGGCAUCAUUCCUUUGACAGCCGCAGACUCUGACUUUCCUAUUGCCCAGCCGAUUCGAGAAGCCAUGCACGAGUACAUUGAAGACGGCUACAUGAACUAUGGCCCAGCAACAGGUCUUCCAGAGCUCAAGGAAGAAAUUGCGGACAAGCACGAUUGCGAUGCAGAUCAAGUUUUCAUCACGAAUGCGGCUGCUUCGAGCAUGUUCCUCGUGGCUCAACAGUUGGUCAAGGAUCCGAACGACGAGGUGCUUCUCGCGGAUCCCAUUGAUUUCUUGUUUCAACGUGCUGUGGAGCAAGCAGGGGGUGUUGUCAAGCGAUAUGCCAUUCACGCUCCUGACAAACACAACCCAAACAGCCAUUGGUCCUUUGAUAUUCAAGACUUGAAAAGGUUGAUAACCCCAAAGACCAGAGUGUUGGCGAUUUGCAACCCCCACAACCCAAUUGGACGCGUCUGGAACCGCAAAGAGCUGGAAGCACUAACCGACCUUGCCAUUGAGUACAACCUCAAAAUUUGGAGUGACGAGGUCUGGUCAGAUAUUGCCUACAAUGGAGACUUUAUCCCGACCGCAUCCUUGGGACGAGAUGUCGCGGCACUGACAUACACUGUGCUAGGAUUUAGCAAAGGCUAUGGAUUGGCUGGACUUCGACUGGGUGCCAUUAUCGCUCCACAAGCAAGAGAUGUUGAAGAGAUAUCAAAGAGGAGCUUGGCGGACGACACAGGCUACGGGGUUUCGGUGCUUUCACAAGUGGCGGGGUUGGCUGCCUUGAAACAAGCCGGGUACUGGCAGAGGGCGUUUGUGAACCAUGUCCGAGGCCAAUGCCAACGCUCGGUUGACAGACUGAACAAGAUGCCGGCUGUCCAUGCUACGAUGCCCCAAGGCACCUUUGUCGUUUUCGCAAACGUAUCAUCCUACCUGGAGAAGUCUGGCAUGAACGAAGAAGAGCUGGUAGAGUACCUAAAAGUCGAAACGAAGGUCGCUCUGGUUCCUGGAAGCCCUCGUUUCUUUGGCCCCAGCGCAGCAGGGCAUAUUCGCAUAUCAGUGGCAACAUCAGAAGCAGUCCUUGAGGAAGCAUUGAAUCGUCUUGAAAAGGGAUUGGCAACACUUCUACUCCGAUGCAAUCAUCUACCCGAAUCAAAAUCGACUGUUGCCGAAGAAAUGGUUCUCCCGAGGAAGCUCCUCAACACGGUGAUCCUCCAGAACCAGCAGUUUCGAGGUGCUGUCAAGCCCCCAUGUGCACGCCGCGCAGCAAGCUUGGGGUGCCCAGCCAGUAGUCAUCGCAGCUAA